AGAUGAAAGAUAUAAAAAAAGAAAGUUUUCAAUAUGGAAUGAGAAGUUUGAAUUCACGUUCGUCAGGUUGUAUGAGACCAAAGUUAUUUCAUGAUAAUGUAUCUAGUGCUAGAUUGUUUGUUAGCCGGUUAAAUAAGUUUACAGAACUAGAGUUUCAUAAAGGCUGCGUCAAUUCAUUGAAUUUUAAUCAAUCUGGAGAGCUCAUUGUCUCUGGGAGUGAUGAUUUACAAAUUGCAAUCUGGGACUGGACCAGAUAUUGUAAAACACCCUUUUUAACAUACAACAGUGGACACACACGAAAUGUUUUCCAGGCAAAGUUCAUGCCCAAUUCAAAUAAUGCAACAAUUGCAAGCUGUGCUCAAGAUGGACAGAUUCGAAUUGGCUGGAUACUAAGCGAGGUAGAUACAAAAAAAAUAGCUCAACACAAGGGAGCUUCACAUAAGUUAACAGUAGAGGAUGGUUCUCCUCAUAUUUUAAAAACAGUAGGAGAGGAUGCUGUUGUUUAUCACAUUGACCUUCGGGAAUCCCAACCUCACAAAUUAAUGACUUUGAACACUCAAAAAAAUUGUAAAGUACCUUUAUUCAGUAUAAGUUCUAAUCCAAUGAACUCUUGUGAAUUUUGUGUUGCAGGACGAGACCCUUGGGCCAGAAUAUAUGAUACACGAAAAAUUGAUGAGAGUGGAAAAGAAGUCCUUAAAAAGUUUUGUCCUACAGAACUGCAGGCUUAUUCUGGAUUUGCUGCAAAUAUAACAUGUUCAAUGUACAACUAUAAUGGAUCAGAAUUGUUAUGCAGCUAUAACGAUGAUGACAUAUAUCUUUUUCAUACAACAGACAGCGAAAGUGAACCAAAGCAUACUUAUAAAGGUCACAGAAAUUCUGACACAGUAAAAGGAGUAAACUUUCUUGGAUCGCGUAGUGAAUAUAUUGUCAGUGGAAGUGAUUGUGGUUAUAUUUAUAUUUGGCAAAAAGAUACUGAAGAAAUUGUCAAUUUCUUACAUGGUGAUAAUGUUGGUGUGGUAAAUGUGCUUGAACCACACCCAAACGAAUGUAUCUUAGCAACUGCAGGGCUUGAUCAUGAGGUUAAAAUAUGGAUGCCAACUGGUGAAGGUUUUAAUGACUUGGAAAAGUUGAACAAGCAAGUGAAAGUAAACCUUGAAGCUCGGCUUAAUGAUCGAAAACGUGCACCUGAUCUAUUUGAAAGUCAGCUCAUAUUUCUUAUGGUCAGACAUCAUCAAAGACAACGAAGAAGGCGUUUAUCCCAAAACGAAGAUGGUUUAGAAGAGAACAUUGAUGACUCAAGUGACGACGAUGACGACAACGACGAUGAUGAUGAUGAUAAUUUGUCUAUGGAUGAUAACGAUUCUUUAAAUGAUACUGGUGCAAGAUGUGUACAGUCUUAAUGUUUAUAUUCAUUAUAAUAUUUUUAUGCAGAUCUGCUCUAUUGGUUGCAGGCUUUAAAGUUUACCGGCUACCGGUUUGACUAAUUUUUUUGAAAGGAAUAUUUAUUUCAAUCACUCAACAAGAUUUCGAAGUUGCAUUAUAAUGCCAUGAAAAGAUAUGCUUACAAGAGUUUAAACGUUGGAUUAUUAUAACCACUGACAUUUUUUCUUUUGACAUUAGUUGCUAUCGAUAUCUUUUUGUUGUUGACAUUUUGUUGUUGCAUUGACAUCUUUUGGACAUGUUGCUUUCCUUUAUUUAUUUUUUACAAUUCAAAGAAACUUAAGCUUUAAAAAACUAAACAGGUUUUUUGUUCUAGGUUUUUUUUUUCUUUGUUUAACAAAUGGUUUAACUAAAAAUUAUUUCUGUAAAUAAGAUAACUAAUAUUAUUGGACGAUUUGUAAAUAAAUCUUUUUCUAUGAAAAUUUAAAUAAGAUUGAA
Molecule: messenger RNA, 1878 nt
Organism: Hydra vulgaris (swiftwater hydra)
Lineage: Eukaryota; Metazoa; Cnidaria; Hydrozoa; Anthoathecata; Hydridae
Product: DDB1- and CUL4-associated factor 8
Cellular component (GO): Cul4-RING E3 ubiquitin ligase complex; cytoplasm
Molecular function (GO): protein binding
Source: RefSeq, a predicted model, not a curated record